CGGCUACACCGGCCCGCCUGGCUUCCUUCCGCACUCCAUUGCUGUCCUGCUAUGGCGUCCGCGCUGGUGCGGUUGGUCCAGCAGGGCCCUCGUUGCCUCUUGGCUCCAGCCGCCCCAACUCUGGUUCCUCCGGUUCGGGGAGUAAAGAAGGGGUUCCGUGCCGCCCUCCGCUUCCAGAAGGAGCUGGAGCGCUGGCGCCUGCUGCGCUGCCCGCCGCCGCCCGUGAGACGUUCAGAGAAGCCGAACUGGGACUACCAUGCUGAAAUACAAGCUUUUGGACAUCGGUUACAAGAAACCUUUUCCUUAGAUCUUCUCAAAACUGCAUUUGUUAAUAGCUGCUACAUUAAAAGUGAAGAGGCGAAACGCCAGAAACUUGGGAUAGAGAAAGAAGCCGUUCUUCUGAAUCUCAAAGAUAAUCAAGAACUCUUUGAACAAGGGAUAUCUUUUUCACAUACGUGCCUCACACAGUUCCUUGAAGAUGAAUUCCCAGACUUGCCCCCUGAAGGCAUUGAAAGUCUGGUUAACUUUCUUACUGGUGAGCAAGUCGUGUGUCACGUGGCUAGUAACCUGGCUGUAGAGCAGUUGACCCUCAGUGCAGAAUUUCCAGUCCCUCUGCCUGUAUUGCAUCAGACUUUCUUUGCAGUGGUUGGAGCCCUGCUGCAGAGCAGCGGUCCUGAAAGGACUGCGCUUUUCAUCAGGGACUUCUUAAUUACUCAGAUGACUGGAAAAGAGCUCUUUGAGAUGUGGUCAGUCAUGAAUCCCAUGGGGCUGCUGGUGGAAGAAUUGAAGAAGAGAAACUUCUCAGCUCCGGAAUCUAGACUCACCAGGCAGUCUGGGAGCACAACAGCUUUGCCGCUGUACUUUGUUGGCUUAUACUGUGACAAAAAGCUGAUUGCAGAGGGUCCUGGGGAAACGGUCAUGGUCGCAGAGGAAGAAGCUGCUCGAGUAGCACUGAGGAAACUGUAUGGGUUCACAGAAAACAGAAGACCCUGGGAUUAUUCCAAGCCCAAAGAGAGCCUGAGAGCAGAGAAGAGCAGCACUGCCAGCCAGCCAGCCAGCACUGUAGCCCUGUCACAUCUGUGAGCAAGAUACCGAGACAGAUGCCAGGCGUUCCCAGCCCAGCGCAUCACGUCACAGAGGAGUGCGUUGAUCUUUGUACUGCGUUCCUAAAAUUAAAUGUUUGUCAGAUCACA
This is a messenger RNA of Nannospalax galili (Upper Galilee mountains blind mole rat), 1193 nucleotides long. RefSeq names its product mitochondrial ribosomal protein L44 (gene Mrpl44). The transcript is spliced from 4 exons. Gene Ontology annotation, molecular function: ribonuclease III activity; double-stranded RNA binding. NCBI's taxonomy places the organism in Eukaryota, Metazoa, Chordata, Mammalia, Rodentia, Spalacidae. Gene Ontology annotation, cellular component: nucleus. Bases 52 to 1083 code for a protein of 343 amino acids. Gene Ontology annotation, biological process: primary miRNA processing; rRNA processing; regulation of gene expression. The record is from RefSeq and is a predicted model, not a curated record.